Molecule: messenger RNA, 1422 nt
Organism: Etheostoma cragini (Arkansas darter)
Lineage: Eukaryota; Metazoa; Chordata; Actinopteri; Perciformes; Percidae
Product: olfactory receptor 10A6-like
Exons: 1
Coding region: 218-1210 (330 amino acids)
Biological process (GO): G protein-coupled receptor signaling pathway
Cellular component (GO): membrane
Molecular function (GO): G protein-coupled receptor activity; olfactory receptor activity
Source: RefSeq, a predicted model, not a curated record
AAAGCAUUGUGCUGACUUCAAAGAAGAGCUGUAAGUUGUAAGAUGUUAGUCACACAUGAUUCCUCACUCAUCUGUUGCCUGUAAGAAUACUGUUUGUGUUGAUGCUUUAGCUGCACUCUGUGAUACAUGUUAACAUAGAAAACUGUUGCACACUUGGAACAAACAACAUUAUAAUACUCAUACUGUGAUACAGUUCUUUGAACCGAUAAGGAGAAUCAUGAUGAACUCUUCAUAUGUUUCAUAUUUCACACUUGCUGCUUACUUUGACACCGACUUGUUUAAAUAUUUAUAUUUCUUGCUCCUUUUGUCUCUAUAUGUUUUCAUAGUGUGUGCCAAUGUGUUGCUGAUUGUUGUUAUCUGUGUGAACAGGAGCUUACAUGAACCUAUGUACCUUUUUGUGGUCAGCCUGUUUGUAAAUGAACUGUAUGGUAGUACAGGGUUGUUUCCAUUCCUUCUGGUUCAGAUCCUGUCUGACAUUCACACUGUUUCUGCUCCCUUCUGUUUCCUGCAGAUGUUCUGUGUGUAUACUUAUGGUGGUGUAGAGUUUACUACCUUAGCCACCAUGUCUUAUGACAAAUAUCUUGCUAUCUGUUAUCCUCUGCAGUAUCACACUCAUAUGACAUUUAAUAAGGUUGUUGUGCUUAUCACUGUAACGUGGUCUCUUCCUUUUUUUGCUGUUUUCGUCACAACAGCAUUGAGUGCCUCCUUACAGCUGUGUGGGAACAUCAUUAAUAAAGUUUACUGUGACAACUAUUACAUCAUAAAACUGGCUUGCUAUGACACCACAGUUAAUAAUGUGUAUGAACUCGUUGCUGUUUUUUUAAUAGUCUGUGUUCCUGUAUCUGUAAUCCUUUACACCUACAUGAGGAUCCUUAAAGUGUGUUUUUCUGGUUCUAAGCAGACGAGACAGAAAGCUGUCAGUACCUGCACACCUCACCUCGCUUCUCUGAUCAACUUUUCCUUUGGUUCUUUAUUUCUAAUAUUACAGAGCAGGUUUGAUAUGAGCAGUAUACCCAACAUGUUACAAAUAAUGUUGUCUUUGUAUUUUUUUACAUGCCAACCAAUCUUUAACGCUGUAAUUUAUGGCCUCAGCAUGUCCAAAAUACGCGUCAUGUGUCAAAGUCUGCUUUCAACUUCUGAGUUGGGAGGUUGCUUUAAGUUCUUUCAUCGUUCAAGAACUGGCACGGUAUCAAGAUCGACCAUUUUUUAACAAUACCCAGCUAAACCUGAAGAGGUACAUGAGUCAUGACAUUAGAAUUUAAUGAGAAGUUGUCCUUGAAGUGCUCUUUUUUAAUUGUUGCUUUGUUUGUUAGGUUUCCAUCGUUUUCACUGGAUCUGAGAGACAUGGUGUAGAUGAUUUUGUUACUAUGUGGAAUAGCAGCUAGAUGCAAACAACUUAAGAGCAAACUAGAAAUGCAGAAG